UCGUUGUGCAUAUAGAUCCAACAUCCAGAUUUGUGGGCAAGGAAGUAAGUUAGAUCGUUGUGCAUAUAGAUCCAACAUCCAGAUUUGGAUUGAAAAAUGAGGGAACAGAGAAGAGACUACUGUUGGUUGCCUCAGACACUUGCAUUUCAGUGAGGAAAAGAUGAAGUUUAGCAGAGGAGAGGUGGUGUUUCACAUUGAAAAUUAGAUCUAAGGCCAUGAAUGUUGCAGAAGUUAAUGAAGAAAAAUAAAGGGGGAGUGGCAAAAUAUUUAGUCAGUGUCAAUUGACAAGUCGUCGCUUGGCCUACACACUAGGCAUAUGAUAUGUAUUGCCUCCUACUGCCUGAGAAAAACUCCCUGGGAGAAAAUAACUAAUUGGCAACUCAGAGGUGUUGCAGUUCAAAGUUUUUAUAGAUAAAAUGGUCUCUUUUAUUUAUUUUUUUUAUUAAUUAAUUAUUUUUUUUAUUUAUUUUUUUUUUUUGUGAGAGGAAAUUAUCUUGUUGGAGAUUAUUUUGUGUCCUUUCCUAAAACCCUGCUUGAAGCUUUACCAACUUGCAAAAUUGCUUGUGCAAAUCAUGAUGAACAAUGUCAAAAAAAGUAUACAUGUCAGGAUAACUUACUGAAAAUUGUGGAAUCAUAAGUUAGGCUUUGAUUGCUGAGAAAUCAGCCAAGAAACAGGAGUCACCUUACAUACAGUGCAAUGACAAGUGUCUGAAUAUAAGGUGAGUGGGGAGCAUGAUACACUCCAUACAAAUAUGGUGGGGCAAGGCCUUCCAAAGUUAAGAGACAAGACAUUAGUAAUUAUCAGGUAGGAGUUGGAAAAAAAAUCCAACAAUUACAGCAAAACAAAUUAAGGAAAAGAACAAAGGUCUACUACAGGGAUCAGCUGUACGAACUCUACAGAGAAUCAUCCAAAAUAAACUGAAAUACAGUAAAGUGAAACCCAGAAGUAAGCAUAUGGUGACAGAGGCUCAUAGGAUGAAGAGCUUUACCUUUGCCAAAAAAUAUUUGUCAUGGACUCAAGAAGAGUGGAGAAAGGUCUUGUGGACAGAUGAAUCAGUUUUUUCAUGGUAGUGAGACGAAAGGCAUAAAGGUGUGGUGUUGCAAGGGCUCAAACCUGUGUGACCCUUGCUAUACCACUAAGAUCUCAAAGCAUUUGCAUAUGGUGGUGUGGCUGAUCUGCCAUCACUGAAGAUGUGUACCUGCACCUUUUAAGCAGGAAACUAACUGGCAGAUUGCUUUGGAUUGAGAGGUACAGAGAUCUUGCAUUAGGAUGGCAUGCUGUGCAACACUACCAAGAUGGUAAAGAACUGGUUCAGGAACAGCAAGAUCAAAAUGAUACCUGACUGGCCACCAAACAGCCCUGACAUACUACUCAUUGAGAAGCUCUGGGCUAUCCUCAAAAUGAAAAUAAAAGAAGACACUUUCACACUGGAGAAGUGAGAGGCUGCACUUCAUCAGGCCUACACCACCAUACCAUUGUCAGCUCUGCAAAAAAAUUGCAGAUUCAUUGCCUGACUGCCUUGCAAAAAGUGCAGAAACACAAAUGGUCAACCCAUGAACAAAUAGAAAGUUAGUAAGCAAAGCUUCAUAUAUAAUGUUAUACUCGAUGUACUUUGUUAUUAUCAAUAAGAGAAAUCACAUUCUUUGUGUUGUUUUUGCUGUAGAGUCAAUACCAGAAGAGCAGUCUGACCUGGGGAGACUUGUGGUCCCAUCCCCUGACAGGAACUCUGAGGCUGGUGUAUGUCGCCAUGUUGAAUUUGAAUUUCAAGUGAAGGGUGUGCUUUUAUUAGAUAAAAACCUCUUUUGUGGUAAGAUGAUCAUGAUCAAGGAGGAGGAUGUAGAUGUGCAGAUCAAAGAAGAGGAGCUUGAGGUAGAACAUGAAGCCACAUUUUUCGUUGAGAUGGAAGGGAUGUAUUGCCAACAAGAGAAAAGAUCUCUGUCCCCCCCCCAUCAUGAGAAUAUUCAAGGCUCCAAAAGACAGUGGCCAGAUGUGGAAGGAUGCUUGAAUGAACAAACUAUGGGCUGGUGUAGGAAUAGCUCCGGACAACACACCAAUAGUACUGAAUCUACCACCUUUGGUCACUCAGUAAAUAAUACAAGGAACACACAGCAGCUUACCACCCAGACAAAACAGGUGGUGAUGAACGUCCAUGACUUCUUUCGCAGCCAAAACCAGCUGCUAAGUGAAACUGACCUUGAAAUGAAAGUAGCAGCAGCCACAGGAAUUUCAGUGCGUUCAGUGCAGCGUGUUAAAAGGCAAGCCAAAGAGGGUAGGCUUCUUUCACCCCCUUUGGUCAGGACCCGACAGUCCCCAGUGUUAGGUAGUAUUGAUGAUUUUGUUGAAGGGUGCUUAAGAAAAGAAAUUCUGUCCUUUUAUGAAAGAGGUGAAAUACCUACAUUAGAUGCUCUCCUUGAAAUGGUCAAAGAGCCACCUGUACAUUUUCAGGGUGGGAGGACGUCCCUUCAUAGAAUUAUCAAGAAUAUUGGUUUUCAGUACACAAGAGUAACAGGGGGAAGACAAAUAUUGAUUGAAAAAAAGGACAUUGUUGCUUCUCGAUGCAAUUUUCUAAGGGUUCUUGAUGAUAACAGAAAUUCUAGUAGCCCACGUUCAGAAGUGUAUAUAGAUGAAACUUUUGUGUGCCAAAAAGAAUUUGUAGGAAUCAUUGGUCCUAAACUGAAAAAUAAAAAGGAAAUGCAGUACAUUAUUGUGCAUGCUGGUGGGGAAAAGGGUUUUGUUUCAGGAGGAUUACAUAUGUUCAGGCCUCAGAUAACUAACAGGGGACACUAUAAAGAUGCAGUGACACCUCAGUGUUUCCAGAUUUGGUUUAAGGAUCAACUACUUCCAAAUAUUCCUAAUAAUUCACUUAUUAUAAUGGAUGAUGCUCACUGGCAUUCCAACAUUGUAAACAAAGCCCCAGAUACAAAUAUGAAAAAAGAUUGUAUUAUUCAGUGGCUACAAGAAAAUAAUAUUGCCCCUGACAAAGCUGUUUCCAAAUUAGAACUUCUUCACAUAGUGAAUUCUUAUACGGAAAAGUUAUAUGACAUUGACCUAAUAGCUAAAAAUUGUGGACAUGAAGUGUUGAGACUUCCUCCUCAUCAUGAUCAUUUGAACCCAAUGGUCCUCAUUUGGCAUCAGGUAAAAUCAGAAAUAAAAAAGAAAUCUCAAGAUGGUAAAAAACUCCAAACCCUAGAUGAAAUCAUAAAAGAUGCAGUUGCCAAUAUAACUGAAAAAGACUGGAGGAUGUGUAUGCAUCGCACUAGAGAAAUGGGAGAACAGUACAAGAAUAAGGACAAGGCAGUGAAAUGUAUGCUUGAAAAAUUGACCCUAAACUUGGAUGAAUCUAGUACAGAUGAAGAGGAUUAAUUGUAUUGGAUGAUGUAGAGAUUGUAUUAUUGAUCUCUGAAAAACGUUGGAUGGAUUUUCUUCAUUAGGUUAGUAUGUUCAUCAUGGACUAUUUUUAUACUUUGUCAUUAGACUUGAUUAAAAUGGUGCAAAACACAAA
Scylla paramamosain (green mud crab) is the source of this 3503-nucleotide messenger RNA. RefSeq lists its product as uncharacterized. The record is from RefSeq and is a predicted model, not a curated record. Gene Ontology annotation, molecular function: nucleic acid binding. The coding region runs from base 1595 to 3364 and encodes 589 amino acids. Lineage: Eukaryota; Metazoa; Arthropoda; Malacostraca; Decapoda; Portunidae. The transcript has 3 exons.